AACUUACAAGUAGGACACCUCCUUUUUCUGGCUCAACGAAUGAUUAUGCAAUUGCUAUAAAAAUUUCUCACAGAGAUCGAGAGAAAAUGAUUCCUGGUACACUACAAGGAUAUACAGAUAUUUAUAUGAACUGUUGGUCCUCAAAGCCAGUAAAAUAUUCUAAAUUAAAUGAUAUUUUGAGUAAUCAUGAUAG
Molecule: messenger RNA, 193 nt
Organism: Racocetra persica
Lineage: Eukaryota; Fungi; Glomeromycota; Glomeromycetes; Diversisporales; Gigasporaceae
Source: the annotation of a GenBank genome assembly